Molecule: messenger RNA, 681 nt
Organism: Erythranthe guttata (spotted monkey flower)
Lineage: Eukaryota; Viridiplantae; Streptophyta; Magnoliopsida; Lamiales; Phrymaceae
Source: RefSeq, a predicted model, not a curated record
UUAUUUAAUUAUUUUUUAACAGCAAUGGAAGAUCUUGAAGGAAGUUCAAGGGGUCGUAAUUUUUCUUCUGACGAGGAUGCAUCUUUGUGCCGAGCUUAUAUAGCGAUUAGUGAAGAUCCACUUAUUGGAAAAAAUCAAUCAAUGACUACAAUGUGGAAGCGAAUACAAGAAAAAUUUCACGAGUUGGUUCCUGAUGGAGGUGAAAAGAGAACAGCAAAAAGUCUGAAAUCCCACUGGACGAAAAUCAAUCAAAGUUGUACAAGAUUUGCUGAAUGUGUUGCUCAAAUAACUUUGAGGCCAAGAAGCGGAGCAAAUGCCAUUGACAAUUUGGAUGACGCAAGACUACUAUACUUUAACUUGGAUCAUUGCUGGACAAUUUUACAAGAUGGCAAAAAAUGGAGGGCUAUCAUCGGAGUUCAAUUCUCCCAAAGUGCAAAUAUCACUUCAAGUCCGAACAUAUUUUCUAGUCCGAGUGAAUAUGGAGGGGAUUCGGUGCCGAAGACCCAAAAUUUACCUGAAUCAUCAAACACCAACGUAAGGCCGAUGGGGUCCUCAGUUGAAACCCCGGAGAGGAAAGCAUGGUUGAUUGAACAACAAAAUGCCAUUAUUGCAAAAAGGUCAUCUCGUUCACUGAAUUUUGAUGAUGGUGUCUAUCACCCCGAAAUGCCUCCAUCUGAUUAA